Molecule: messenger RNA, 2118 nt
Organism: Gadus morhua (Atlantic cod)
Lineage: Eukaryota; Metazoa; Chordata; Actinopteri; Gadiformes; Gadidae
Gene: kctd17
Product: potassium channel tetramerization domain containing 17
Exons: 6
Coding region: 149-1183 (344 amino acids)
Biological process (GO): proteasome-mediated ubiquitin-dependent protein catabolic process; protein homooligomerization
Cellular component (GO): Cul3-RING ubiquitin ligase complex; cytoplasm
Molecular function (GO): cullin family protein binding
Source: RefSeq, a predicted model, not a curated record
CACAUCCUUGAUACGGAGGCGGGUUGGUUCGGGCGAUGGUUUGGACCGAAAAGGGCGGAGCAUCCUCGCCUGCCUUAACGGGAGGAAGCUUGUGGACGCGAACAUUCGCGUCAGUCUUCGUCAACUUGUGUCCGUUACAAUUUCCCCAAUGGCAACAGAAGAUAGACGGGAACCGGUGCCAAAUGCUUUAUCAGAGGUCGGUAUGCUGAAGACGACGCACCACGGCCACAACAACAAUAACAACAACAACAACAAUAACAACAACAAAGACAGCGAGGGAACUGAUAGCACGACAACAACGGCUACCGCUACGGCGACCGCCACUGAAUCCAGCGGGAUAGCAACGCAGAGCAUCGGGAACGGCUCUGGGAUCAACCCCACUGGGGGGAACAGCGGGAAAUGGGUCCGCUUGAACGUCGGCGGCACGGUGUUCCUCACAACGCGGCAUACCCUUCUCAAAGAACAAACUUCCUUUCUUUACAGGCUCUGUCAACAGCAGGACUUGCACUCAGACACGGACGAGACGGGGGCGUACGUCAUCGACAGAGACCCCACCUACUUCGGCCCCAUCCUCAACUACCUGCGGCACGGAAAACUGGUCUACAACAAGGAGCUGGCGGAGGAAGGGGUGCUUGAGGAGGCUGAGUUCUACAACAUCACCCCUCUGAUCAAGCUGAUCAAGGAGAGGAUCCUGGAGAGGGACUCAAAGGCCACACAGCAGGUGCCCCCUAAGCACGUGUACCGGGUGCUGCAAUGCCAGGAGGAGGAGCUCACCCAGAUGGUGUCCACCAUGUCCGACGGCUGGAAGUUUGAGCAGGUCAGCGUGCGCACCUGCAGAAAGCCCCGCACCGGACUGCUCUGGACUAUGGUGAACAUCGGCUCGUCAUACAGCUAUGGCACGGAGGACCAGGCCGAGUUCCUGUGUGUGGUCUCCAAGGAGCUGCACACAGCGGGGUCCGGUGUGGCCACCGAGCAGAGCCACAAGACCAAGGUUCCGGAUCUGCAGCAGGAGGUUGCAGCCCGGGCUGAGGAGGAGGAGGAGGUGGAGGAGGAGGAGGCUGAGGAUGAGGAUGAGGAGGAGGUGGAGGUGGAGGGGGGUGGUGGUGGUGCUGGUGAUGGUGCUGGUCAAGCCCAAGAGGCAGGCAGAGGGACCACACCCAAUGAGGUGUGGCUUAGAGAGUGACACUCUCGGGCUGCCAUGUUGCCACACAGACAGAAACUGAUGGGUGAGGAUCCAUAGCUAGCGUUUACUAAAGAGCUAGCCUAUGCUAAUGAGCUAGCAUGUGCUAACGAGCUAGCCUGUGCUACCUUAUGUCCUAGCGAGCUAGAGCUAGUAGUUGUCUUACCUUUUGUGUGUGCGUGUGGGUGUUUAUGUGUCUGUUAUAUGUGUGUAUAUAUAUCUUUGUUUUUAAUCUUUUUAUUUGUUUUUAAUUUAUGGAUAUACUGAUAUAGAGAGAUGGAGAAAUAGAUAGAAAACAAAGUCAUGUAGUGUUUAUAAUUCCAUUUAUAUUUAAAUAUUGUGGAAGUUAAGGGUAUUGCCCGUCAUCACACUGAGGCAAGGGCUAAGCUAGCAUUUUCAUUUGGAAGCUGCAUGAAAGAGGGCAGGCUUGGUUUUAGCAAUGUGCCCAGUUCAUCAAUAUGACCUGUAGGCGUGUGUGUGUGUGUGUGUGUGUGUGUGUGUGUGUGUCCACUUUGUCCCCUCUAUGGAUUUCCAUCACCAGUGCUGUAUUAUCGAAUAACUCAACCUUUAUGAGCGAGUGGUGUUAGAAUUUGUCCUUUUGAUCACCACACACACGCACACUUAUGUUGGCCCCGUUUCUACCCAGAGAUAUGUAUGUAUGUUGUGAAGGCUUAGAGAGCGGAAACAAGCUUUUGAUUAUUUUUAUUUUUUAUAUAAAAUAACUUUUAUUCCAUGUUACUGUCGAUGGACACAUCCUGUCCCUGUGUUCCGACAUGGCCAUGGACAUCUAUAAUACUCUGUUUGGACAUCCUGUCACCAUUACCAUUGCUAUCAUCAACAUCCCAGGCUAAACAUAUAGUUUGAAAUGUAGAAGCAAAAGGCUGUGCUUUGCUCCCUGCUUUGUAUUCAUAACGACUAACUUUCUUCUGGGGUUUUCU